Mytilus californianus (California mussel) is the source of this 1445-nucleotide messenger RNA. RefSeq names its product neuropeptide FF receptor 2-like. The record is from RefSeq and is a predicted model, not a curated record. NCBI's taxonomy places the organism in Eukaryota, Metazoa, Mollusca, Bivalvia, Mytilida, Mytilidae. The transcript has 3 exons. Gene Ontology annotation, biological process: neuropeptide signaling pathway. Gene Ontology annotation, molecular function: neuropeptide receptor activity. Gene Ontology annotation, cellular component: membrane. The coding region runs from base 219 to 1232 and encodes 337 amino acids.
GCGUACAUCAGCAUCUAGCAAGGUCGAGAAAUUUAUGGAUAUCGAUAAGUCGUCAUAUAUAUAAUGUUAAAAAAAAGUUUCAACCACUGGAUUACUUACUGCAUAACACAACGAUUAAGUAAAACAUUUCGGCUUGAAAACUAAUAAUAGAACGUUUACUAAAAAUUUCGAAACAACCUUUGAUAUAUACUGACUGUCUCAAUUCAAAUACAAGUAAAAUGUCUGGAGGCGAAGCAUUAGGUGAUGUCCCAGGUUUGGCAGCGUCCCUAACCAUCAUGUGUGUCUUAGCUGUAAUAUUGAACAGUAUUGUGAUAGUGGUCUUUGCAACCAAAGCACAGUCGUUCACUUCGGUGCAUUUGUUCAUUAUGAACCUCUGCAUCAGUGAUAUAUUUCUUGCUGGAAUAGCUUUACCUGUUCGACUGGAUAACGGCUCACACGAAGGAGAAAGUUUCAAGGGAGGGGAUCCAGUUUGCAAAAUGAUUAUGUUUAUCCCUUUACUGUCUAUAUCGUCAUCAAUUUCCACCAUGGUCGCCAUUGCUGUGGACAGGUUUAGGGAAAUCAUUAAACGCCACAAGCUGCUUUCAAAACAGGCAAUGUACGUCAUUAUGGUUUCAUGGGUUUGGAGUGUAGUUGUAAGUUCUCCACAACUUUACGAGUAUAGCGUUUACUCGAACUAUGAUGAAGAGUACAAUGUUACCUCAUGCGGGUCACAUGACAUCGUUGAAAAUUUUGAAACUGUGUACGCUGUCAUUGUGAUUGUCCUGUCUUAUGUCGUACCUUUGAUACUCAUUACGAUUAGCUAUGUCAAAAUAAUGAUCUUUGUUUGGAAGACUGGAAAAAAUGUAGCUGGAAAGGAAAGUCAAGUCCUGAAAAAGAGAAUGAAAAUUGUUAGACUUCUCAUCACAAUAACAGUUGUGUUUGCUUUGUUGUGGUCACCUUACUUUGCUUUGUUUGGCAUGGAGGAAAUAUUGGGUCUGGAUGAUACACUUCAUACUGAAUCUGGAACACAUGUGACCAAGAAUGUACUUGUCGUGUUGAGUACAAUGUCAAAUCCAGUCAUUUAUUUUGUAUUCGAUGCUAAGUUUCGAAAGGAUCUACUCCAGUUAUUGACGAGAAAACCAUGUGGACAGCUACACGUGAACCAAGUACAGCCAAGUACGGAUGUAAUAAAUGAAUUAAGAAAUAAGUUAAAUACGGCGAGCACAACCGUCGAAUCCUUUGAAACAGAUUAAAAACUAUCCAGUCUAUUAAGUGAUAUUGUGGAAAAUCUUGGUGAUCGAUAACAGUCAUAGGUUUCUUUCAAUCAUUUUCGUCGAGGUUUUGCCUAUUAACAGUAUAAGCUGCUAACGGAACUUUAAACUGUAAAGUUUGUUAUAUAAUUGUCGCAAUAAUCACCUGUUUCUGGUUUAUAGUUUCAUUUCUGCUUAAUAUAUUGUUAAAAAUAA